CCGAAUCCGAGCUAGUACCAAUGGCGGUGAGAGAGAGGAUAUGUCUUCAUUUAUCUUCAAAUAUCGGCGCUAUCAAGCCACUGAGAAAGUCUUCAGUUCACCGCGUCAGUUUGUACGAGUCAGUGGUGUGGGUGGCUGCUGCUCUCCGCGUCUUGGUCAAAGGAGAUCUAUAAUGGCGUGGCCCCGUCUGUGUCUUCCCGCUCUCCUCCUCCCGUCACUGUUGCUGCUACUACUGCUGCAGGGGAGGCGGGCAGACGGACAGGUGGUGCUGCCUGGACGUUGCCCUUCUAUUCCCUCCAAAAAGGACUUCGACCCUGAUAAAUUCCUGGGCGCGUGGAAUGAGAUCGAGCGGUACUUUGUGUCCUAUGAGCAUCUGGCGGGGAUCUGCUGGGUGGAGAACUACCUCUUUGAAGCAGACCGAGGCUACUACACCCGGCUGGAUUGGACGGACAGGCUGUUGGGUCAUGUCAACAGUAUUGAGAACGCGCUUACCUUUGAUGAGAAGGAACCAGGAAGACUCUCGUAUGUUGUGGAACAACCCAACAUCCCCUUCUUGAGGGGGCAGUACCAGAUCCUGGAGACUGACUACACCCACUACGCCCUGGCCUGGCAGUGCAAGGACCUCCCCCUCGGUGUGGCCCACACUGAGAUCCUGUGGCUGCUGUCCAAGAUGCAGAUCCCAACGGCAGUCACCAUCCAGCAGGCCAAGGAGGUUGCCACAUCGCUCGGCCUGGACACCUCCCUCCUCAUACGGCAGGACAGAACGAGGUGCAUUAACAACCAUCAGUAGUGAAGACAAACAACACUUGCAUCAAUCACUAAUCAUGGGAGCUACCGAAGUAAAGCACCAUCCAAGGUCACCUGCCACUUUGGAAACCACAACAAUACAACAAGAGUGCAUUAGAUUAGUUU
Messenger RNA from Scylla paramamosain (green mud crab), 912 nucleotides. Its product is annotated as apolipoprotein D-like. Gene Ontology annotation, cellular component: cytoplasm. The record is from RefSeq and is a predicted model, not a curated record. Gene Ontology annotation, biological process: lipid metabolic process; response to reactive oxygen species. The transcript has 8 exons. Bases 41 to 790 code for a protein of 249 amino acids. Gene Ontology annotation, molecular function: pigment binding. NCBI's taxonomy places the organism in Eukaryota, Metazoa, Arthropoda, Malacostraca, Decapoda, Portunidae.